AUGUCAUAUCCCGCCCCUCCAGGUUUGAAAUCCUCCACAACACAACCGCCAGCUUCACUUCCUGCCCGACCGCCCCCUUCUGCGGUCAGUCCUGCGCCUUCUUUCAAGCCAAGUGGUGGGACGAAACCGGCAUUUACUGCCUUUGCACCGCGAUCAGUCGCAGCGGCCACCUCAUAUCGAACCAACAGUCCAGCACAAUACUCUGCUGCGCCCAUCACAAACUACAGCCCUCCGAGUGCCUACACUCAAACACAACCUAGCUACUCUGCUCAACCUCAAUAUGACAAUUCAUACUCAGCAGCACCUCAGAUCCGGAACCCUUUCGUUCCUACCUCUGAAACGACUUCAUCGGGUGCUUACCCUCCAGGCUACGACCCUGACUAUGAGGCACAAGUCCAGCAAUGGCAGAGCGCUUACAUGAGCAGAGACAACGGAGCGAGUUCUGCGACUACAACCCGACCACCCACCACAUCCACAGUACCUGCUGCUAAUACUUCAAAGACAGAGCCACUUCACAAUGCUGAGACGGCGUCCAAGACAGUCCAGCGGUCGGGAGGCGGAACAACUUGGACUGACAACACUCUACUCGAAUGGGAUCCUGCCCAUUUCCGCAUAUUCGUAGGGAAUCUUGCAGGCGAAGUCACGGAUGAAUCUCUUCUCAAAGCCUUCUCACCAUACCCAUCAGUUCAGAAAGCACGAGUGAUCCGAGACAAGCGCACCACAAAAUCCAAGGGUUAUGGUUUCGUGAGUUUCGCUGAUGGCGAUGACUAUUUUCGGGCUGCGAGAGAGCAGAACGGAAAGUAUGUAGGCAGUCACCCGAUCGUGGUGAAAAAGGCUGUCAACGAUGUUCGUCCAGCUACACAGAAACAGAACAACCACAAGGGUAAAGGCAAAGGUGGUCAUGGAAAGGUUGAGCAUGGAGGUGUCAACAAGAAACAGCCAAAGACGAAGGGUGGAUUGAAGGUUCUAGGCUGA
Molecule: messenger RNA, 975 nt
Organism: Exophiala bonariae
Lineage: Eukaryota; Fungi; Ascomycota; Eurotiomycetes; Chaetothyriales; Herpotrichiellaceae
Exons: 1
Coding region: 1-975 (324 amino acids)
Molecular function (GO): mRNA binding
Source: RefSeq, a predicted model, not a curated record